Molecule: messenger RNA, 3017 nt
Organism: Schistosoma rodhaini
Lineage: Eukaryota; Metazoa; Platyhelminthes; Trematoda; Strigeidida; Schistosomatidae
Source: the annotation of a GenBank genome assembly
UGGAUAUUGAACACAUACUGCCCUUGAUGUUUAAGGAGCUAUCAACAAAUUAACACGUUAAUUGGUGGCAUGGAACGUCAACCAACGGAACCAAUCCCAGUGAAGAGAGUUACUGUUAAGGACUUAUCUCAAAUACCAUCUAACCAUGGUACAACUCCCGGUGGAACUUUGUUCAGUACUACUCCGGGUGGCACUCGUAUAAUAUAUGAACGCGAUUUUAUUCUCAGCUGUCGCAACUCACCAAUUGCUCAAACCCCUCCAUCUGACAUGAUAUACUUACCAGAAUUAACUCCUUCCAGCUUGCAUAAUGAUAAAACAAUUCAUCCGUGUAAUGGUCAAAAGGUGAAAGAUUCUCUAAAUGUGUCUGAGUCAACAUCAAAUGAUCAUAGCAAACUUAGCAAAGGUAACAUCUGUUGUCGAUGUAUAAUUUUAUUAAUACUGGAUUUUUCAAAUUUGAUUGUGUAGUACUAAUAGCAACACUGCGGAGUGUUCUUAAGAUUAUCACCCAAUAAACAGUUAAUCCAUGCCAUCCAUUAAUUCUAUUUAGGUUAAGAUCCAUUAUAAUGUAGAGGUGGAUUCUUAGUUUCACGCACCUAACCCCUUUCCGCAGUUUGGGAUACGCAGUGAUGACAAUGAUUGCCGCAUACUUAGGCUUUUCCUUACCCAUGUCAAUUGGUCUUCUACCUAUAGUUUAAUAUUUUACUUUGUCUUCAUCGAUCUUGGAAAUCCGUGUGUUUGAGCUGCCACAAAUGAGGAUGAAUCAAGUGUAUUAGGUAAAUCAAAUGAUUUUGGAAGUGUGCGAAUGAUGUCUCUGUUUUAGCAGAAUGUUCUAUUAAAAAUAACAAGUUUAUAGUUUUGGACACAGGACAGAGAGAGUAGAGAUGUUCGGAACAUACGUACUAUUUAUUUUCAAGUGUUCCACGCACAAUCCAAAUCGCAACAACCCAUAGAGUAAUAACAUUGAGAGAAUAUAGACCGAAUAAUUAAGGAUGAUUAUGUCAGUAACUAAAGAGAUAUUGCAAUCCAAACAAAUAAACAAAGUCGAAAAAUCAUAGACCCAAGAUUUUAUGGGGAGAUUAAAUAUGACUACAUCAUGAACCAUUCAUCCACAACCUAAUAGUAACUUGCGAACCCCGACGCGAAAGUUUCCACUUCCCAACAAGGUUUGUAAUAAAAGUGACUGGGUGUAUGGAAUAAUGUCAUUAGUCAGUUUCAUCUUCCGUAGCAUUUUGGUCACUUACGCAGAGUAACUAGCAUUGCAUUUCACGGCAGAUCUUAAGUGACCAUGUGAGAUAGAUAUGUAAAUCGCUUACUCAGUGGAAAUUUUCAACCGAUGUAAUAUUUUCACUUCAUGAUUAUUGCCUAGUCUUGCUUUCACGUAGUAUAACUAAACACUAUAAAUGUACUCAUGUGUUCUGUCUUUGAAAAGCAUGUUUUACGCUUAUAAUUAUUCAGAAUAAAUUAUUUUCCAGUAUAUACCCUUUGAUCGAUUGGCAGAUAGUUCAACGUAUUUUCUCUUUAUGCAUCAUGAGUUUAGUAAACGAGAUCUUGUUAGUCACUUCCUUGCCAUACCUGAUAAAACUCCCAAGUAGAUUAAGUGGCAUGCUCAAUCAAUUUGCUCCUUAUACUAAGCUUUCGAAACACAAUCAGAGAAAAUCUACCGUAAUUUAGAAUAAACAUUCUAAAAAUGUACCAAAAUGGUUGCAAAAACAAAUACAGUCGAAUGACCCAAUAAGAGUAGAGGAUAAACAUCCAUCAUCCUCUGUUGCUAAACAUAUAAUCGAAACAGGUCAUAAGAUUGAUCUUAACUCAGCUUUUGUUGUGUUGUUUAAAAGUGUAAAAGGGCGUAUACUGAGGUUUAUUGAAGCCUUAGCCAUACGAAAAUUCAAACCCCCUUUGUGUAUUCAAAAUCAGUUUGUUCUCUCUUUAAACCUACCCUGGUAAUAAAUGCUUAUUAUCCAGAGUGAUUAGGUGUCAAGUUGUUUUCACAUUAUUUUAUCAUUAUUAUCCUUGUCUAUUUCUUAACCUUAUUACCAGUCUAGUUGACCUUUUAUUUUUAUAUAUAAAUGUUCUUAACAAGUAUAUGUGUGAUCAGAUUGUUCGAAAUGUUUUGCGCUAAUAUAUCACAUAGUUCUGAUAAUCUUCGUCUUCUUAUUACAUUAUCGAAAUUCUAAAAAUAUUUCCCGUUGUGCAUGUAGACAAAAUUUCACUCUUUUCAGUUUGACUCAAACUGGUCUGCAUUGAAUUGUUAUCAGCGUUUCCUACUGAAUAAUCUACUUCGACUAUAUAACAUUAAUAGUUAUCCCAUUCUUGGCUAAAUCGAAUACGUUUAUAUACAUUUUAACACCCAAAGUAUCUUUUCUAAAGGGAUCGCAUUUAGGCUCGUUUAACUCGUAGUUUGUAUUUGUCGUAACUGAUGGAGUUCGGAUGUUUUGAGAGAGAUACGGUUGUCAUCAAUGACAGCUAAUAGUCGUCUCUUUAUAUCGCAAAUUGAUUGAGGGUGUGGAAUUGUGUCAUUGGACUCUGAUAUAACUUUUAGUGGUCAAUCAUUCGUUGCAAGAUUUGAAGGUUUUGCGUUCGAUUCCUGUCGGGAUUAUGGAUACACACUACUGGGGAGUUCUAAACAAGGAUGAAAGAGCUGUUUAUUCGUCCCUGUUGUUCAAUAGAGAACCCCAACUGGUAUCAGUCUGUGACGAGCACAGCUUAUAAGAUUUGUUUAUAUAACUAUUUAUAUUAUAAAUAGUUGAGGCACAACUUUAUUAUCUUCGUCUGUUUCUUUUCAUAACUCUGUCCUGAUUUACAGUGCAAUUAACUUAUUAUCAUGACUGUUUUUAAUUAUUUCAGGCGAAGAUGCACCAUUUGAAAUGGAUGUUUGAGGAAAUAAAUGACGUUUAUAAACAUUUGUAAUUCAGAUAUUCUCUAUUCUUCCGCUUAUGAUCCAUUAUUGUUAUUAUUUUUGUUUUUUUUCAACCAACCUGAAAAACAAGUAAAUAAAUACAUAUCUCUUUUGCACCUUA